Messenger RNA from Andrographis paniculata, 1521 nucleotides. RefSeq lists its product as uncharacterized. Gene Ontology annotation, molecular function: DNA helicase activity. Lineage: Eukaryota; Viridiplantae; Streptophyta; Magnoliopsida; Lamiales; Acanthaceae. The transcript has a single exon. Gene Ontology annotation, biological process: DNA repair; telomere maintenance. The coding region runs from base 1 to 1521 and encodes 506 amino acids. The record is from RefSeq and is a predicted model, not a curated record.
AUGCCCGAACAGUCCGAAAAUGGCCUAAUUGAAAUAACUUUACAACAGCCAUCGCCUGCAGAAUUUAACCUUGUCACACUCCCAGGAAUUAUUGACAAACUUAAUUUACAACAACAGUUUGUCUUUAACACUAUUAUUGAGAAACUGCAUAACAAGAAACCUUAUGUCUGUUUUGUUGAUGGACCAGCUGGUACUGGGAAAACUUUCUUAUACACUGCUAUUUUGUCAUACACAUCUGAUCAUACCAUUAAAUCUAUUGCUGUAGCAACAUCUGGAUUUGCUGCAUCGCUCCUUCCUAAUGGACAAACUGCCCACUCAAAAUUCAAAUUGCCAUUGGAUAUUAAUGAGCAUAAGACUUGUCAGAUAAGCAAACAGUCUACCUUAGCAAAUGAGUUACGACAUACCGACCUAAUUAUUUGGGAUGAAAUUUCAAUGGCAAGACGUGAACUAAUUGAGGCUUUUGACAUUACUAUGAGAGAUAUUAUGGAUAACAACAUCAGUUUUGGUGGUAAAGUUAUAAUCUUCGGGGGGGAUUUCCGUCAAAUUACUCCUGUCAUAAGAGACGGAACAAAGGACCAGUACAUCGAAGCAAGUUGUGUAUCGUCUCCUCUAUUUACACAUGCAGAUAAGUUUCACUUAACUGUCAACAUGCGAGCACAAAACGAUAAAUCAUUUGCAGCAUUUCUUGAGGAAGUAGAGAACAACUCUUGUGUAAAUAACAACAAAGGAGAGAUUCAGAUCCCAACAACUUCAUUGAUUACCUCUGAAAAUAAUGACUUGUUGCAACUAAUUGACAAGAUCUACCCACAUAAUUUACUCCAUCCAAGUUCCUCUGCUGCAUUAAUUGGUAGAUCUAUAUUGACACCAACCAACGAGACAGUUGAUACUAUUAACAAUCAAAUAAUUGAAAGCAUGUUUGGAGAACCAAUCGUACUAAUUGCAAGAGAUGUAACUAAAGAUCCAUCACAACAAGCACAUUAUGAAGAUUACCUAAAUACUUUGACACCUAAUGGUAUGCCACCUCAUAGAUUAGUUUUGAAGACAGGUGCACCAAUAAUGCUAUUGCGUAACUUAGACCCCACAAAUGGCCUUUCAAAUGGUACACGGCUUGUUUGCAAGCAAAUUACACACAAUCUCUUACAAGCAGAGAUUGCAACUGGCCCGCAAAAAGGAACUUUAUGCUUCAUACCACGAAUACCUUUAAAGCCUAACAAUAUACAUGAAUGCUCUGUUGAGUUCAUACGUACUCAAUUUCCAGUGAAGUUGUGCUUCUCAAUGACCAUUAACAAAUCACAAGGGCAGACAUUAGACGUUGUUGGAGUGUACAUGAAACAACCAGUAUUUAUGCAUGGCCAACUAUAUGUUGCACUAUCACGAGCAAAAUCUUUUGACUCUUUGCAUGUCCUCAUUCCUUCAGACAUCAACACUGGAAUGCAUUGUUCUUGGACGAGAAACAUAGUUUACAAGAAGCUUUUACAAUUGGCUGGCAUUAAUAUACCUCCACUUCCAAAUCCCACAUAG